Molecule: messenger RNA, 414 nt
Organism: Adineta ricciae
Lineage: Eukaryota; Metazoa; Rotifera; Eurotatoria; Adinetida; Adinetidae
Source: the annotation of a GenBank genome assembly
AUGUUUGCUUCCUUAUCUUUAUCUUCAUCUUCUCAAUGGAUCACGAGAAUGAUCUCACGUUCAUAUUCAUCAAAACGUGCAAUAUCACCCCGAUUGCGCUUUUAUAUGGACACUCAUGCGGUCUACGGUGAGCAAUGCGACGUCCCCAAAGCCAAAGCAUCAAAGCAAAGUGAAUUGAAUCUCUUUCAAGGAAGCACGCCGAAAAACGUAUUCGACAGCGAUACAGAAGCACUGUACGGUGAAUCCUCAGGUUUCUAUCGAGCUCGAAGUGUUCCAAAAGGUGUUUCUAUCUCCGAACGUAAGAAACAUCUUCGCGAGCUAUUUCGUAUUCCACGCGGCCAUCGGAUUUCUUCGUAUUCUCAAGCAUACAUUCCAGAUAUAUAUUUAGGUUUAACAAAAAAGAAUGUGAAAUAA